Messenger RNA from Racocetra fulgida, 594 nucleotides. Lineage: Eukaryota; Fungi; Glomeromycota; Glomeromycetes; Diversisporales; Gigasporaceae. The record is from the annotation of a GenBank genome assembly.
AUGGAUGAUGACGAAAUAAUAAUGGCGGAAGACGAAGAGGAGGAAAAAAAAAUUUCUUAUAUAGAUUCACAGCUUAAUUAUUAUAUUGACAAAUUAGAUCCGAAAAAUAAAUUUAAUAAUAUUGUCAAACCAAAUUCAACUGAUGGUGACAAGUGGACCUCUUACCUUAAUAAUGUAAAACUUUAUUCGGAUGAAAUGAAACACAAGGCUGAAUGGAUUUAUGUCAGCGCAUUAUUUGACCAGACAAAUUUUGUUUUUCAACAUGCAAUUAAGAAUAAAAAUGAUUUAGACGAAAAGGCACAGAAAAAGUACAUAAAACAAGCUCUCGAAAGUUCUAUCUCAGCAAAAAGUACUACUCAAAAAGGUCGAUAUAAGCAAGUUUAUGACCAUAUGAUUGAUCUAGUUGGAAGAUUUGAAAGUCAUAAAAUUCCGAUAGAUGUAUGGCUUCCUUUAUUAAGUCAAAUUUGCAUCUCAUUUCGAUUUUUACAUGAUUCAAAUUUCAAAAGAAAAAAAUCCUAUAAAUUAUAUGACAAUUUCAUUAGUGCUUUUAUUUCAAAUUGUCUUGAAUUGAUUAGUAACAAAGAAGUUGAGUAA